Molecule: messenger RNA, 868 nt
Organism: Arabidopsis arenosa
Lineage: Eukaryota; Viridiplantae; Streptophyta; Magnoliopsida; Brassicales; Brassicaceae
Source: the annotation of a GenBank genome assembly
CAACAUUUGAAACCUCAGCUAUGCCUAAAUCAAAGCGAGACAGACCAGUUACUUUGUCUAAGACGAAGAAGAAAGGAAGAGAGCAUAAGGAGGGUAUUGUGGAUGGAAUUAGGGAGGCUGUUGAUAGAUAUUCUUCUGUCUAUGUUUUCUCUUUUGAAAAUAUGAGAAAUAUCAAAUUCAAGGAGUUUAGACAGCAGUUUAGGCACAAUGGAAAGUUCUUCCUAGGUUCGAACAAAGUGAUGCAGGUUGCUCUUGGUCGCUCUGCUUCUGAUGAAGUCCGUUCUGGUAUCUACAAAGUUUCCAAGCUGCUUCGUGGUGAUACUGGACUUCUUGUUACAGAUAUGCCAAAGGAAGAAGUUGAAAGCUUGUUUAAUGCUUAUGAGGAUUCCGACUAUUCGAGGACCGGAAGCAUUGCAGUAGAAACGGUUGAACUGAAGGAAGGCCCUCUAGAACAGUUCACACAUGAGAUGGAACCACUUCUUCGGAAGCUGGAGAUGCCUGUACGACUAAACAAAGGUACCGUGGAGUUGGUCGCUGACUUUGUAGUUUGUGAAGAAGGAAAACCUCUUUCGCCAAAAUCAGCCCACAUUUUGCGUCUAUUGCGAAUGAAGAUGGCUACUUUCAAGCUAAACUUGCUCUGCAGAUGGAGCCCUAGUGACUUUGAGCUUUACCGAGAAGAUCUCUCAGACGUUGAAACCUCUUAGAAAGCCAAGAUUUUGACUCACCCUUUAAAAUUUUCUUAAUAUCGCAUUAUUCACCUGGAUUUGUGGCACUGUGUUUGCAUUCGAAUGUUUUAUGUCAAAGUUUUGUUGCUUUAUAUUUUGUAGAAUAUCAAACUAUCUUCGGGAGUUCCGUACUCUAGUAUUGG